Penicillium olsonii is the source of this 882-nucleotide messenger RNA. NCBI's taxonomy places the organism in Eukaryota, Fungi, Ascomycota, Eurotiomycetes, Eurotiales, Aspergillaceae. The record is from the annotation of a GenBank genome assembly.
AUGCUGCGCCGUCAAACCCGUGAGCGUCGCGAUUAUCUCUACCGGAGAGCUCUGCUGCUCCGCGAUGCCUCCAUUGCCGAAAAGAGAGCGCAACUGAAAGCUUCAUUGGCUUCUGGAAAGCCGCUCGAUCCUACAAUUGCAAACGAUAAAGCGCUUCGUGAGGAUUUCAAAUAUGACGAGUCAAAGGACAAGGAAGACGCCGAUAUGGAUAUUGACGACGAAUACGUUUUGACCUCCGGUGUCAUUGAUCCUCGUCCCCUGGUCACCACUUCUCGCUCCCCCUCUGCUCGUCUCGGCGCAUUCGCCAAGGAGAUCCGUCUGCUUCUUCCUACCGCUAUUCGCCUCAACCGUGGAACCCUCGUCCUUGGAGAUCUGGUCUCUAGCGCAUCCUCUGCGGCUCUUACCGACAUGAUUCUUCUGCACGAACACCGUGGUACACCCACCGCGAUGACAAUUUCUCACCUUCCCCACGGUCCGACCGCUAGUUUCUCCCUUCACAACGUUGUUCUUCGCCAGGACAUCCCGAAUUCUGCUAAGGGCACCGUCUCUGAAAGCUACCCGCACCUAAUCUUCGAGGGCUUCAAGACCAAGCUCGGUGCUCGAAUCGUUCAGAUCCUCAAGCACCUCUUCCCGCCACGCGAAACCGGCAAGGUCGGCAACCGUGUUGUGAGCUUCGUCUGCAAGGAUGAUAACAUCGAGGUCCGGCACCACGUUUUCGUCAAGACCGGCUACCGUGAUGUGGAGUUGGCUGAAGUUGGCCCGCGCAUGACCAUGCGGCCCUUCGAGAUCCGGGGAGGCACAUUGGAGAAGGGCUCAAGUGGCGACGUUGAGUGGGCCCUCACCCAAUACACGAGGACUAGCAAAAAGAAGGACUACCUGUGA